AUGCAGCGCCCCGGGCCCUUCAGCACCCUCUACGGGCGGGUCUUGGCCCCGCUGCCCGGGCGGGCCGGGGGCGCGGCCUCUGGCGGAGGCGGGAACAGCUGGGGUGUCCUGGGUUCCCACGUGCAGCCUCCCGGGCGCACGCAGUCCGGGACCCGCGCCGGCGUCGGCGGUACAGGUACCUACGGCGGGGACGCCAACGGCGCCUGCCCGGCCCCCUCCACGAUGUCCAAGGCCGAGGAGGCCAAGAAGCUGGCGGGCCGCGCGGCGGUGGAGAACCACGUGAGGAAUAACCAAGUGCUGGGAAUUGGAAGUGGCUCUACAAUCGUUCAUGCUGUACAGCGAAUAGCUGAAAGAGUGAAACAAGAGAAUCUGAACCUUGUCUGCAUUCCCACCUCCUUUCAGGCCCGUCAGCUCAUCUUGCAGUAUGGCUUAACUCUCAGUGACCUGGACCGACACCCAGAGAUCGACCUCGCAAUUGAUGGUGCUGACGAGGUAGAUGCUGAUCUCAAUCUCAUCAAGGGCGGUGGAGGCUGCCUGACCCAGGAGAAAAUUGUGGCUGGCUAUGCCAGUCGCUUCAUCGUGAUUGCCGACUUCAGAAAAGAUUCAAAGAACCUUGGGGAUCAGUGGCACAAGGGAAUCCCCAUUGAGGUCAUCCCAAUGGCCUAUGUCCCAGUGAGCCGAGCUGUGACCCAGAAGUUUGGGGGCAUGAUUGAACUUCGGAUGGCUGUCAACAAGGCAGGUCCCGUCGUGACGGAUAAUGGAAAUUUUAUCCUGGAUUGGAAGUUUGAUCGGGUGCAUAAGUGGAGUGAAGUGAACACAGCUAUCAAAAUGAUCCCAGGCGUGGUGGACACAGGCCUUUUCAUUAACAUGGCUGAGAGAGUCUACUUCGGGAUGCAGGACGGCUCCGUGAACAUGAGGGAGAAGCCUUUCUGUUGACCGUGCAGGAGCGAACUGUGUUCACCUUGAGCCCCCGGCCCACAGCUGAGGUGGACAUGCCUCUCCAGGAGCCUUUGCCUUAAUGUCUCUGUGCCAGAUAGACAGCUGGCAGGGUGGGGGUUGGGGGGUUAAAUCCAGUCUUCUGAAGUAUUGUUAUUUAAUGUCUUUUUAAAAAGAGAAAUAUAAACCUAUAUAUU
Molecule: messenger RNA, 1133 nt
Organism: Puma concolor (puma)
Lineage: Eukaryota; Metazoa; Chordata; Mammalia; Carnivora; Felidae
Gene: RPIA
Product: ribose 5-phosphate isomerase A
Biological process (GO): D-ribose metabolic process; pentose-phosphate shunt, non-oxidative branch
Cellular component (GO): cytoplasm
Molecular function (GO): ribose-5-phosphate isomerase activity
Source: RefSeq, a predicted model, not a curated record